Rotaria sp. Silwood2 is the source of this 624-nucleotide messenger RNA. Lineage: Eukaryota; Metazoa; Rotifera; Eurotatoria; Philodinida; Philodinidae. The record is from the annotation of a GenBank genome assembly.
AUGGGAUUUGAUCUACCAUUACCACAGUUAUUGGCGAAAUCGACUGAAAAUAUUUUAAUUUCAUCUCACAUUAUUCGAAAUCAAACUUUGAAUUCAACACAUACGGAAAGCAUAACGCAAAGUAUUACACGUACUAAUUCAUUUACUUAUUCAUUUAAGGAAUCAUUAAAAUAUUUAUCGGGACUUUCAUUCACGGCUGAAAUUCCAUUUAUUUCAACCAAUAGUGGCAGUACGAUUGACAUGAGAUCAGAACUAGGCGGUGAAUCACAGCAACAGUGGAUACAAACAAAACAAGAGACUUAUUCGAUUUCAAAAACUAUUACUGUACCACCGAAUGAAUGUAUAGAAGUGAAAUCAUUUGUCAAAUGGAUUGAAAAUAUAUCGAUUCCAUUUAAAGCAAAAAUAAAAAUUUCUGGACGAUGUCAUCGACUUAAGUCAGAUAAUGGUCAAAUUGUAGAAAACCAACCAAUGGACAAAGAUUUGAUACAACAAUAUUUAAAAAUGAAUUCAUUUCAAGGACGAAUUCUUUCAUGCGCAGAAGAUAACGUUGUUAUGGCUGAAUUAGAAGGUGUGUUCACAGGAAGUUAUGGACUAGGAACAGAUACAGAACUGAAAAAUAUUUGA